Emys orbicularis (European pond turtle) is the source of this 1389-nucleotide messenger RNA. Its product is annotated as zinc finger protein 420-like. The record is from RefSeq and is a predicted model, not a curated record. The coding region runs from base 88 to 1380 and encodes 430 amino acids. The transcript is spliced from 2 exons. Lineage: Eukaryota; Metazoa; Chordata; Testudines; Emydidae.
CAGCCAGCACAGAAAGUUGGAAUAUCUGUUAAUUGUCAGGGAACUCGCAAAGGCCUCAAGGAAACCACGGCCCAGCAGAGAAUCCUUAUGGGAGAGAGAAAUAACAUGGACUUUGACUGUGGGAAAAAGUGCAGGAGGCGCUCACACUUUACUAGACAUCAGUGGAUCCACACAGGAGAGAAACCCUAUGAAUGCUGUGAGUGCGGGAAAACCUUCACUCGGAGCUCAACCCUUAUUCGCCAUCAGAGAAUCCACACAGGGGAGAAAACCUAUAAAUGCUGUGAGUGCGGGAAAACCUUCACUCGGAGCUCAAACCUUAUUCGUCAUCAGAGGAUCCACAGAGGAGACAAACCCUAUGAAUGCUGUGAGUGCAGGAAAACCUUCACUCGGCGCUCACACCUUAUUCGUCAUCAGAGGAGUCACACGGGGGAGAAACCCUAUGAAUGCUGUGAGUGUGGGAAAACCUUCACUUGGAGCUCUUCUCUUAUUUAUCACCAGAGAAGCCACACAGGAGAGAAGCCCUAUAAAUGCUGUGAGUGCGGGAAAACCUUCACUCGGAGCUCAACCCUUAUUGCACAUCAGAGGAGUCACACAGGGGAGAAACCCUAUGAAUGCUGUGAGUGCGGGAAAACCUUCACUCAGAGCUCAAACCUUAUUCGCCAUCAGAGGAGUCACACAGGGGAGAAACCCUAUGAAUGCUGUGAGUGCGGGAAAACCUUCACUGAGCGAUCAAGCCUUAUUCUCCAUCAGAGAAUCCACACAGGGGAGAAACCCUACAAAUGCUGUGAGUGCGGGAAAACCUUCACUCGGAGCUCAACCCUUAUUGCACAUCAGUGGAUCCACAGAGGAGAGAAACCCUAUGAAUGCUGUGAGUGCGGGAAAACCUUCACUGAGCGAUCACACCUUAUUCGCCAUCAGAGGAGUCACACAGGGGAGAAACCCUAUGAAUGCUGUGAGUGCGGGAAAACCUUCACACGGCGCUCCACCUUUAUUGCACAUCAGAGGAUCCACAGAGGAGAGAAACCCUAUGAAUGCUGUGAGUGCGGGAAAAUCUUCACUGAGCGAUCACACCUUAUUCGCCAUCAGAGGAGUCACACGGGGGAGAAACCGUAUAAAUGCUGUGAGUGCGGGAAAACCUUCACUGAGCAAUCACACCUUAUUCGCCAUCAAAGGAGUCACACAGGGGAGAAACCCUAUGAAUGCUGUGAGUGCCGGAAAACCUUCACUCGGAGCUCAACCCUUAUUGCACAUCAGAGGAUCCACAGAGGAGAGAAACCCUAUGAAUGCUGUGAGUGCGGGAAAACCUUCACUUGGAGCUCUUCUCUUAUUUAUCACCAGAGAAGCUGCAAGGGAGAUAAACACCAUGAAAAUUUUGCCUAGGGCUCAGAA